UUAAAGGCGAGUGUCCCUGCCUGCGCUCGCUCUCGGCGUGCUCUGCUCGCGAGACGGACGGCCGAGAAGAAACUGGCCGCUCGCCAGGCCGGGGGCUCUUUUCUCUCUCUGUGCGGUGACUCUGGCCCGCUGGCUCUGCCUAGGCACUCUCUCCAAUUCCACGAAUAUAUCGCCCGCCGCCCGCCUACUUUCGGCACUUUUCGGCCGAAUCCACUUCCGGCAUCGCGACAACCCUUUCGACACUGGAUUAGUCCCGAUUCAAAAGCGAAAAGUAGUGCCAUGAGUCAGCAGUGCUGGUGGCGAGAAUGAGGCGUCCUGCAGCAAACGCCCCUCGUGCAGCAGCAGACUCGCCCCCGCAGCAUUCCACACCGACAAGCCGUUGUCGCCCGCAUGGCAAGCUGCCCUUAGCAUCACAAGCAUGAGCACCGAGGCGCCCCCCGCCCCCGCCGACUCGGGUGGGGCCCCCGGCGAGGGCGAUGCGGCGGCCGCGGCCGCCGCGGCGCCGGCCGCCCCCAAGAAGGAGCCGCGCCGGCCACCGAGGCGGGGCGGAAAGCCGCCCCCGGACCGACCCCAACGGGCCCUCUUCUGCCUCGGCCUCAACAACCCCAUGAGGAAGCUGUGCAUCGACAUCGUUGAGUGGAAACCCUUCGAGUACAUGAUUUUGUUGACCAUCUUCGCCAAUUGUGUUGCCUUGGCUGUGUAUACUCCAUACCCAAACAGUGAUUCCAAUGUUACAAAUUCGUAUUUGGAGAAAAUUGAAUACAUUUUCCUUGUGGUAUUUACAUUAGAGUGUGUCAUGAAGAUUAUAGCGUACGGUUUUAUCAUGCAUCAGGGUUCAUAUUUGAGAAACGGAUGGAACUUGCUAGAUUUUACAAUUGUAGUCAUAGGAGUUAUAAGCACAACUCUUUCAAGUCUAAACCUCAACUUAGAUGUGAAAGCGCUGCGAGCCUUCCGAGUGCUAAGACCGCUUCGAUUGGUCUCCGGUGUGCCGAGUUUGCAAGUUGUUUUGAAUUCAAUUCUACGUGCCAUGGUGCCUUUGCUGCAUAUUGCUCUUUUGGUGUUGUUUGUUAUCAUCAUUUACGCAAUCAUAGGUCUCGAAUUAUUCUCAGGAAAAUUGCAUAAAACGUGCGUCAAUAACGUCACAGGGGAAGAAAUGGACGUGCCGCAUCCGUGCGGAGACGGUGGCUUCCAAUGCGAGUGGAUAGAUAUGGUGUGCAGGGACGGCUGGGACGGACCUAACUGGGGCAUCACCAACUUUGACAACUUUGGCCUCGCUAUGCUCACUGUCUUCCAGUGCGUCACCCUGGAGGGCUGGACAGACGUUCUUUAUAGCAUUCAAGACGCGAUGGGAAGCAGUUGGCAGUGGAUUUACUUUAUCUCGAUGGUCAUCCUGGGCGCUUUCUUCGUCAUGAACCUGAUUCUCGGUGUGUUGAGCGGAGAGUUCUCCAAGGAGAGAGAGAAAGCCAAGGCCCGAGGCGACUUUCAAAAGUUGCGGGAGAAGCAGCAAAUCGAGGAGGAUCUCAAAGGCUACCUCGAGUGGAUCACCCAGGCGGAAGACAUCGACGCCGAGGGCGCGGACAAAGCCAAAUUCGCAAACGAGACCGGUGACGCGGAAAACGAAGAGAACGAGGGCGAAGUUCAGCAGGAGUCGUGGUGGGCGAAGAAAAAACGAGGCCUCGACAAAGCCAACAGGCGGCUGCGGCGAAAGUGUAGGGUGGCGGUCAAGUCGCAGACCUUCUACUGGUUAAUCAUCAUUCUCGUGUUUCUCAACACGGGCGUCCUCGCCACCGAGCAUUACAAGCAGCCGCUCUGGCUCGACACGUUCCAAGAGCUUACCAAUUUGGUUUUUGUGUGUCUCUUCACCAUGGAGAUGUUCGUCAAAAUGUACAGUUUAGGCUUCCAGGGUUACUUCAUGUCGUUGUUCAACCGAUUUGAUUGCUUCGUCGUGAUCGGCAGCAUAAGCGAAAUGAUCUUGACCAACACAGACGUGAUGCCGCCCCUCGGCGUGUCAGUGCUGCGUUGCGUGCGUCUGCUCAGGGUGUUCAAGGUGACCAAGUACUGGAAGUCUCUGUCCAACCUGGUCGCGUCGUUGCUCAACUCGAUCCAGUCGAUCGCCUCCCUGCUGUUGCUGCUCUUCUUGUUCAUCAUGAUCUUCGCUCUGCUGGGCAUGCAGGUGUUCGGCGGCAAGUUCGACUUUGACAGCACCGUCGACAAGCCGAGGAGCAACUUCGACUCGUUUUGGCAGAGUUUGCUCACGGUGUUUCAAAUAUUGACGGGUGAAGAUUGGAAUGCGGUCAUGUACGAUGGCAUCAGAUCGUACGGCGGCGUCUCAUCAAUUGGAAUUCUGGCGUGCAUUUACUUCAUCAUUCUCUUCAUUUGCGGCAACUAUAUUCUAUUGAACGUCUUCUUGGCUAUCGCUGUGGACAACUUGGCAGAUGCCGAGUCACUAUCAGACGUUGAAAAGGAAGAGGAAGCAGCCGAGGGAGAACAAAAAGAGGGAUCAGUUGUAGCUGCAGACGGCGAGAAGGAAGCGGAAGAGGGUGCCGUUGAUGAGGAGCUUGUUGACGAAGAUGGAAACUUAAAGGAGGAUUCGGGCAGCCAUGCAAAGGUCCGAAUAGAGAUCGGAGAGGAUGGAGAGGAGUACGUCUACGAGGACCAAGAAAAUGCAGACGAAGAGCUCGAAGACGAGGAGGGCUUGGAGGACGAGGAGGAACUCGAGGACGAGGAGGAGCAGGACCAGGAUUUGCAACAAGAGGUGUCGGCCCUGCCCAAGCGCCGAGCGUCGGCCGCGCCGGCCAGCAACAAGAAACAGCCCAUUCCACACGCCUCCGCCUUUUUCAUCUUUGGCGAGACCAACAGAAUUCGUGUUUUCUGCCACUGGCUCUGCAACCACAGCCUCUUUGGUAACAUCAUUCUGGUGUGCAUCAUGAUUUCUUCCGCCCUCCUUGCGGCCGAAGAUCCUCUUAGGGCAAACUCGCCCCGAAACCAGUUUCUGAACUACUUUGAUUACUUCUUCACCACCGUAUUCACCAUCGAGCUUAUGCUGAAGAUGAUUUCCUACGGCUUUAUUUUGCACGACGGUGCCUUUUGCAGGUCUUCGUUCAACUUGCUCGAUUUGCUGGUCGUUUGCGUUUCGCUCAUUUCAAUUUUCUUUAGUUCGGGUGCUAUCUCAGUAAUUAAAAUCCUCCGUGUAUUUCGUGUGUUGCGUCCACUGAGAGCCAUUAACAGAGCCAAAGGACUGAAGCAUGUAGUCCAGUGCGUGAUUGUCGCAGUAAAGACUAUCGGAAACAUUGUACUAGUUACAUGUCUCCUGCAAUUCAUGUUCGCUGUAAUUGGAGUCCAAUUGUUUAAGGGAAAAUUCUUUAGCUGCUCUGACGCCUCGAAAAUGACUGAAACGGAAUGCCAUGGCAAUUACCUAAUAUUUGAAGGAGGCGAUAUAAACAAACCGGAAGUACGGAAUCGGACGUGGUCCAGAAACGUUUUCCAUUUUGAUGAUGUUUCCAAAGCCAUGCUAACGUUGUUCACGGUGUCGACGUUUGAAGGCUGGCCUGGCCUCUUGUACGCGUCAAUCGACUCAAACACAGAGGACUACGGACCAAUCCACAACUUUCGGCCGAUUGUGGCGAUUUACUAUAUUAUCUACAUCAUCAUCAUUGCCUUCUUCAUGGUCAACAUCUUCGUAGGUUUCGUCAUUGUCACGUUCCAGAACGAGGGAGAGCAAGAGUACAAGAAUUGUGAAUUAGAUAAAAAUCAGCGUAACUGCAUAGAAUUUGCGCUAAAGGCAAAGCCAGUGCGGCGAUACAUUCCAAAACAUCGAGUCCAAUACAAAAUAUGGUGGUUCGUCACGUCGCAGCCCUUCGAGUACACGAUCUUCAUACUAAUCAUGAUAAACACCAUCACUUUGGCGAUGAAGUUUUAUCACCAGCCUCAGUACUACACGGACGCUCUGGACGUGCUGAACAUGAUUUUCACGGCAGUCUUCGCCAUGGAGUUUGUCUUCAAAUUGGCCGCUUUCCGAUUUAAAAACUACUUCGGAGACGCGUGGAACGUGUUCGAUUUCAUCAUCGUGUUGGGCAGUUUUAUUGAUAUCGUGUACUCGGAAGUGAACACCCCGACAAAAAUGCAAAAGCCGGGCACCAACAUCAUCUCGAUCAACUUUUUCCGACUCUUUCGUGUCAUGCGAUUAGUCAAACUUCUGAGCAGAGGUGAGGGCAUCAGGACGCUGCUUUGGACAUUCAUCAAGUCCUUCCAAGCGCUGCCCUACGUCGCCUUGCUCAUCGUCAUGCUCUUUUUCAUCUACGCAGUCAUUGGCAUGCAGAUGUUUGGCAAAAUUGCGUUGGACUCGGAAACGGCCAUCCACAGAAACAACAAUUUCCAAACGUUUCCGCAGGCGGUUUUGGUUCUUUUUCGAUCGGCGACAGGUGAGGCCUGGCAGGACAUCAUGAUGGACUGUUCGUCGCGUCCUGGCGAAGUCCGCUGCGACCUGCGGGCUGACGACGUGACCUCCUAUCACGACUGCGGCUCCAGCAUCGCCUUUCCGUACUUCAUCUCUUUCUACGUCCUUUGCUCCUUUUUGAUCAUCAACUUGUUUGUGGCCGUCAUCAUGGACAACUUUGACUACCUGACCAGAGAUUGGUCCAUCCUCGGCCCUCACCACCUUGACGAGUUCAUCCGCCUGUGGAGCGAAUACGACCCUGACGCCAAAGGGAGAAUCAAACAUCUCGACGUUGUUACUCUGUUGAGGAAGAUUUCGCCGCCUCUCGGAUUCGGCAAAUUGUGUCCUCAUAGAGUGGCCUGCAAGCGUCUGGUGUCCAUGAAUAUGCCACUGAACAGUGACGGAACGGUAUUGUUCAACGCAACACUAUUUGCUGUGGUACGGACGUCCCUCCGAAUAAAAACUGAAGGCAACAUCGACGACGCCAACGGCGAGUUGCGCGCAGUGAUCAAGAAAAUUUGGAAAAGGACGAACCCGAAGUUACUUGAUCAAGUGGUACCACCACCUGGAGUUGAUGACGAAGUCACGGUCGGUAAAUUCUACGCAACAUUCCUCAUACAAGAUUAUUUCAGAAGAUUCAAGAAACGAAAGGCGGAAGAAAAUCAAGGAGGGGAUAAAGAGUCCCUCAACACUGUUACUCUGCAGGCUGGUCUGCGCACUCUUCAUGAUGCUGGACCCGAAUUGAAGAGGGCCAUCUCUGGCAACCUUGAAGAGCUGAUAGAUGAUAAUCCUGAGCCCAUGCACAGGCGAAAUCACUCGCUUUUUGGAAGUGUUUGGUCUUCCAUGAGGAGAGGCCACAAUUCAUUCCGAGCUCGAUCUAUGAAAAACGCUCAACCAAAGAUUAAUCAUUUGGAUGUACCAGGAAGAAACCUUAGAAAGGUGUCUCCAACAAAUUCAGUCGAGUUGCAGCCGCUCAACUCGUUCCAGAAAGACAUCUCGCAAAAUAUCAAUGCGGGAAUGAACAAUCUAAUUAACAACUUGAUCCCUCACAAGGGGAGCUCGAUAUCCGUUGGCGACAACGCAGUUUUCAGGGACGAGGACAUCCCUUCCAGGAGAUUCAAAGUGUCGAACGGAGAUCCAGAAAAUAGAUACACAAUAGUCGACAUGGAGGAUCACAGUCCCGAGGUGACGCCGCCAACGCCGCCCCCGCGGCGCCACCUGUCGCGCAUAAGCGGCUCCUUCCGGCUGGGCUGCAUUGGACGCCAGCAAAGUGAGGGCGGCGAGCCUUUCAGCCGCAUCGCCGGCGGCCUCAAACUGGCCCAAACGCAGGCCAUGGCUGUGGCCGGGUUCGCGCCGGAAGAGGCACCUGUGAGACGCCGCUCCUCGCAGGCUACCAUCGACCAGCGGCUCUCCUCGCGCUACCCCUCACCCUUGACCUACAGAGCGUCAUUCCACGGAAGGGAGUCCCAGCAUCGCGACUCCAGCGCCAGCCUGUCCACUGAGAGACUGUCUCAUUCUCUUCCAGGAAGCCCAGCUGAAAGGAGACCAAACUUCGGAGUCAUUGGCUCUGCAGAGAGUUUGGUUGGACGUGUUUUAGCUGAGCAGGGUCUGGGGAAAUACUGCGACCCCGAAUUUGUGCGCAACGCCUCGAAAGAGAUGCAGGAGGCGUUGGAGAUGACGCAGGAGGAGAUGGACAGGGCGGCGCACAAGUUGUUGCUGCAGGAGCGGCACGGCCGGCCCUUGUCCUUCCGGCAGCAGAACACUGAAGACUUAUAGCAUCAAGAGCGGGCGCUAGUUUGUCGUGCUAGGUUGCUGCUUCGGACAGUGCGCGCGCGACUCGAUAAUUUUUUAUACUUCUGUUGUUGCGAGAGAAAGUACUACUUUUUCAUUGUUUACCACUGCUCUGCAUCUUAUUUGAAGCAAUUCUCUGCACUGGUUGUGUUCAUCUAAGGUGAAAUCAAAUGUGAUUGUGAGAAAGACUCUUCGUCAGCCGGCCGGUGAGAAACGAACUCUGCGGCUAGUUAGGGAUGUAUAAGAUAUUUAAAACGGUGUUUUUAUACUUGAAUGAAAAGUGCCUUUUUUCAUACUGUAUAUUGUGACACACACAUAAAAAAAAAGAUUCACACGGACUCGGUAUGUAUUCUAUUGAUUAUUAUUGUGAUUGAUGGAUUCAAAAAUUUAUAAUUGUAAACGAUUCCCAGCUAGACGGAAAUGAAAAAUGAUUCGAGUUUUUGACGUGACCCGCGAGAGAACAAUGUUGAUUGAUGGUUUCCAUUGUGGAUUGUUCGAAUAUAAUCUGUCAACAUCUGUAAAGUGGUCACAUUUUCUGUGAGCGUUAGACGCGUUGUGACCGCCCGUCGGUUCCGCUUUUCAAUGCAAAUUUGGAACUUUUUCAAAAAUAUAAAGAGCGGACCGACACGCGGCGGCACUGCUCACCGCACACUUAAUCUCACGCACUAUUCCUUCCACAAGUCCACCUGAAAUCCUGCCUAAAAGAAUUGAGAUAUGAAUGACAAACGAACCAAUUUCUCUGUAGUGGUUUAGUCUGACUCGCACUUCUUGGUCCAAGUUGAGGAACUUGAAGCGGCACUAAAAGAUUAGUGAUCUUGGCUACCUUUUGGGCCCAUUUUGAAAAUGAGAGAGCAAAUUUGAAACACGUUUCGCCCCGAGAUUUGAUGUCCUUUUGCCAAAGCGUUCAUAUUUACUAUUGUAUAUUAUUAGAACCUAAACUUCAAAAUUUUGAGAGCAGAUUUAGCAUUUUUGACUCAAAGUAAAACCAAACACUUCGCCUUAUAGUGCCAAAAGAAAAGAGAUUAACACGCAAAGGAAAUCUUUAACUAAGGCUUAACAAAUUCACUAGGCUAAAAUUUUUAUGAAUUUAAAUUUAAACAAAAAUUAAUGCCAUUUGAAGCCACUUUCCAGAAUUAUAUAUAUUAUAUAAAAUUUUAAUGAAGCGACAUUUCCUCGGCACUUAACUCUCCUGUUCAAUACUUACAUUCAGUUCCUCAAUUUAACAACGUUUUCAACGUAUGAUUAAUUUAAAAUAUUUUGUAACUGAUAAAAAUAUUGUACCUUUUUCAAGAGAAUAUUAUCUAGAAAUUGUUAUCGACCGAGAGGAAAAUGAAAGAAAUGUUUUCAAACAUGUAUUACUGUUUCAAGUCUAUAUUGAAAAUUUUGUCACGCGCAUCUUGGUGUCAAUUUGGAAUUUGUAACUUUGCUGUCUAUGUAAAUGCACGUUAUGAGAGAAAUUCUUGAAAUUAUUACGAGUACUUGUUGGGUAAACGCUAUUCCUCCUGAGUUGCAUCAGGAUACAGAAGAAAAGGUUCUCUGAAAAUUGAAAAAUCAAACAAAAUAUUCGUUAAGCAAUUGUUAUGAUGUAAUUUUUAUACCAUCACUUGGACUAUAGAUGUGCCAAAAACUUGUUCUGAACUUUGACAAAAAUUAAUGAUUAAAUAUUAAAAGCAAAAUUUUCCAAUCUAAAAUGGUGACAAGAGUCAUUAUAAUUGAUCAAUGUACGGUAUUAAAAGAUCUACGCAUACAGUUAUUUAUAUAUUGACAAUCAUGUUGCAAUUGUGUGUCCUAUCUCUGUUUUUCCACAUCAUGCUGGUUAAAUAUAUAAAAACAUGGACAUUA
Molecule: messenger RNA, 8068 nt
Organism: Neocloeon triangulifer
Lineage: Eukaryota; Metazoa; Arthropoda; Insecta; Ephemeroptera; Baetidae
Gene: Ca-alpha1D
Product: muscle calcium channel subunit alpha-1
Exons: 41
Coding region: 419-6211 (1930 amino acids)
Biological process (GO): calcium ion import across plasma membrane
Cellular component (GO): voltage-gated calcium channel complex; membrane
Molecular function (GO): high voltage-gated calcium channel activity
Source: RefSeq, a predicted model, not a curated record